Messenger RNA from Triticum dicoccoides, 2455 nucleotides. RefSeq lists its product as uncharacterized. NCBI's taxonomy places the organism in Eukaryota, Viridiplantae, Streptophyta, Magnoliopsida, Poales, Poaceae. Bases 466 to 2175 code for a protein of 569 amino acids. The transcript has 2 exons. The record is from RefSeq and is a predicted model, not a curated record.
CCGCCCCUACAAUUAGCGCAAAUUUAAAUCUAGUCUGCCACUUCCGAUUAUAACUCAAAUCAAAAUCCUUUCAUACUUUCCUCUCCUCGUCUAAUCUAAUCAAAUCAUUCCCUGUUCCCCUGUUCCGUGCGGUGGAGAGAGGGAGCGGAAGCUAGUGCUCCGGCGCCGCCCCUUCCCUCCGGCCCCCGGCCGACCUCCGUGUCGCCACCCACCCCGCCCCAAGACGACGCCAGCCCGCUCCCGUACAUCUCCUCUCCCGCACGAGCACCGACCGACAUCGCCUCCCGUUCGAGCACCACCAAUCUCUGCUCCCGCACACAGUGCCGCCGUCGCUCUCCGCUUGAGCAUCGACCGCCGCCAGCCUAUCCCCUCAUCAUCUACACAAAAGGGGAAAGAAAAAUCCCGUUCCCAUCCAGGCCGCCGCCGCCGCUUCUGAUCUGAUCUGCGUCCCCAGAAAAAGCUGUGAUGGCGGGGACCUCCGGAGCCCAGAUCUCCUUCCGGCGGGCGGCUAACCGACCGAGGUCCCUUCCCGAUCCGCGCCGCCCCUGCUCUUCCUCCAACAUCCGACUUCAUACCCAAUCAGCUGGAGCCAAGCGAAAAUACUCGGUCGCCUGCUUCGAGGCUCAGAUGAAUUGCAGUUGGGUGACCAAGCGCGUGCGCUCCGCGCUCGGUGGUGGUGGUGGUGGUGGUAAGGCGGCCCUUUCCAGCCAAUCCCUGCAACCACUCCGUCCUAAUAACAGGUGCGUGCGUCUUGUUCGUUUUCGUCGACAACCCUCUUGGGGUGCCAAGCGCUCGCGCUCCGGGCUCGGCGGCGGCGGUAAGCCCGCACUUUCCGUGCGGUCCCUACCCCGUCCUAGUAACAGUGGCAGCACCGGCGGCCUGAGUGCUGAGCUUGUCCUCGCCAGCAACGUGGAUUCCAUCCCAGACUCGGCGAACAUCGGGGACGGGCCGGCCGGCCUGAUUGCCGAGCUUGCCCUCACCAGCGACGUGGAUCCCAUCCCAGACUCGGCGAACAUCGGAAAUGGGCCAGCCGGCCUGAUUGCCGAGCUUGCCCUCGCCAGCGACGUGGAUCCCAUCCCUGACUGGGCGAACAUCGGGGACGGGCCAGCCGGCCUGAUUGCCGAGCUUGCCCUCGCCAGCGACGUGGCCGACUAUAUCCGCUUCCGCGCCGUGUGCCAGCCGUGGCGGCGGUGCUCGCCGGACCCGUGUGCCGGCGGUCUGGACGGCCGCUUCCUCCCCCGCAAGUGGAUCAUGCUUGACAAGGCGCUUGCCGGGCCACGCCGCCAUCGCUUCCUCAACGUGUCUACAGGCGAGUGCAUACGUAUGGACCUCCCGGAGCUCGCGGAGCACACGUUGCUCUCGCUCACCCCAGAAGGCCUCCUCCUCCUGCUCCUCGAGACCACCCUGGUCGUCCGCCUGCUUAACCCACUCACGCGGCAGCUCACCAACCUUCCGCCGAUGACCGCGCUCCUGAGACCAGGGCAGCAUCGGUCCAGGCAAUCUGGCUUCAAGAUAGGGAAAACAUUCAGUGUGUCUGGCGUGGGUCUUGUUGCCGACGCCUCCAUGGUGGCAGUCAAUUUCUUUGAUCCCAGGGGGCUUUUUGUCGCUAAGCCCGGCGAUGAGAGUUGGACCAUGGUCGACACAAUGGUCGACAAGGAAUACAUAAAUUCGGGUUUGCCUUUUGCGGGGCGCUUCUACUGCGCCAACUACAGGGGCGUCAUGGUGCUGACGAUCGGCUCGGAUCAGCAGCCGCCCCGGCUCCAGUUGGUCGCUGACCGGAGCGACUCAUUUUAUUUCUCCCUGAUGGCGCACAGCCUUCACCUGGUGGACAACGGCGGGGAGUUGAUGCUGGUGCACCGAGCGCUAAGCCGGGACAGUAGGAGGUAUGAUGCUUACAGAGUGGAUUUGGAAGCUGGGGUCCUGACCCCAGCCAAGGGCUUCAACGGGCGCGCCGUGUUCAUGGGCAUGUGCCGCUCAAUUUCUGUAUCGGCUGAGGCUGCUUACCCCUCUCUCGCUGCUGAUACCAUCUACCUGGGACACGAUUGUGAUGACAAGAUUCAGGGGUACAAUAUCGCGGAUGGAAGCAGAUGCAGUCUGAUUGAGGCAGUAUGUCCGCAUAGUGUUGUGGAUUGUCUCCGCCGUUCCAUCCAGGGAGUCGGCAAGCGACUUGCUUGAGCCUCAGCACGAAUGAUGGGUGUUUGACGAAUGACGGGUGUUGCUCUUUGCUAUGAUUCUGUUUCUGUGGUGGGUGUAGUGUUUGCCGUGAUUCUGGUCUUGGCCUACUGCUGGGUGUGGUGUCUGCUGUGAUUCUGGUCCUGGUCUUAUGCGUCAGUUACUGUGUAUCAGACAGCAUUAAGAUAUGUACCUCAAAUAAUGUAAACGCUUAUUAAACAAAAAUUGUUACUGGUUUUCUGUUUCUGAUAUUUACAUAUGAUGUGGCAGUAUACUGAUGAAA